GUGCAUGUUUCAAUAAUAUCUUUAGUCUAAACAGUAGAACGGGUUGGAAAUUUCUAAACCAUUGUGCAGUUACUGCAUUGAAUCAAAAUAUUUUGAUAACGCUACCUACCAGAAGGUUGCCUCGGAAGCUUGUGCUAUUUAGUUGUGAAGUUACGGUACAUUCGCUUUCUCUGCUUUCGACGCUAAAGACCAAAGUGAUACAAUAGAGGGUUCGCAAAGUGAUUAUCGUUUGCAAUAUUUUAUUUUACAUCAGUUAACCGAAACAUUAUGCCAGUGGCUUAUCAGUAACCCUUUCAAGGAGAAUAAUUACCCACAGCUGUGCAUUACUUACUCGUGUAGUCAAUUUGUGUGAAUUAAACUAACUUACACUUGUUGUAGCUGUAGAGACUCUCUAGUGUUGGAGGCAACUUUGCGAAUACUGAAGUAACACAUACUUUAUUCUUUUGAGAAGUUUAUUCAUUUUCGCAAGCACUAGCACAAUGAGCGACGAAUUCGAUGGAUGCGAGUGCAUUUGGAGCCAUGAGUUGGCAAUGCGUCGAUUAUUGUCUCUGCUCAGAAACGGGCAAUCGCACUGUACAGAAACCGAUUGUAAUAUUGAUUUACCGAAUUUGCCGAAUCAAGGGGUAAGCGAUAAUUUUUUCAUGAUGAUGUUGUUUAUGAUCUUUGCUGUGAUAUUGUACAUGAUGCGACCGGCUUCGCUGCGCCGACGGAACGAUUUGAACAAGGCGCUUCCACCACCUUCCAAUGAUGGUCCUAAUAAUGGCGGUGCUCCACCGGCCGUCAACUGAUGAAAAAUGCAGAUCUGUUUGCUUACAAAAAACCUUUAGAAAAAAAUCGCACAUCGUGGCAAACGUAGAUUAUAACCUGUCUUACCGGAACCCAAAUUAAGUUUUCAAAUGCGUAUCACAGGUGCGACGAAUCUUUGAAAUAGCAAAAAAAAUAACUGUAGUAGAAGAAAUCAAAACAAAGCUGCAACUGUAACGCUUUCUUUUUGCCUUGCAUUCCCGUCCUACGCGUUAAAGUCACCUGAACUAUGUUUUCCUGGAAUCCACAAUCCACAUUAAUCGUACUAAGAAACAAAGGUUCAAUCUGAUUGCGAUCUUUGCGAUGAACUUUUAUUUGCAAAUCAACAAACUACAGUGAUAAUUAUUUAAAGUAUUUCAGCACUUUUUGAUGGUGACAGGUUUGAGCACGUUAUUUUUAUUUUAUUUUUUAUUAUACAGCGAUUGCUUAUUGUAUUUCGAGAGAAGAAUAUCAAGUAAAUCACAAUUAUUUAACCGUUAUCUUUAUAUAAUUUUAUUCUGUGGCAAUAUAAUUAAACAUCACCAACGCAUAAUGGUGUUCAUUUGAAAAAGACACUUUGAAACGAACGUUCUUAGUAAAAUAGCGUGUCUACCUUUCGCGAGGUACCUAUGCUUCUAGAGAAGGAACUUGCAUGGGAAAGUUUGUUUUGGUGCUUUUCUUUUCGUAAUCUAUAUCUAUACUUGUACAUGUGAAUUGUACCGAAAUGAUGAAAUAAAACGAGAAUAUCAUGCGUCGAAAA
This is a messenger RNA of Wyeomyia smithii (pitcher-plant mosquito), 1543 nucleotides long. RefSeq names its product small integral membrane protein 14. NCBI's taxonomy places the organism in Eukaryota, Metazoa, Arthropoda, Insecta, Diptera, Culicidae. The transcript has 5 exons. Gene Ontology annotation, cellular component: endoplasmic reticulum. Bases 480 to 788 code for a protein of 102 amino acids. The record is from RefSeq and is a predicted model, not a curated record.